Messenger RNA from Chaetomium globosum CBS 148.51, 852 nucleotides. RefSeq lists its product as uncharacterized. Lineage: Eukaryota; Fungi; Ascomycota; Sordariomycetes; Sordariales; Chaetomiaceae. The transcript is spliced from 2 exons. The coding region runs from base 1 to 852 and encodes 283 amino acids. Gene Ontology annotation, cellular component: cytosol; nucleus. The record is from RefSeq and is a predicted model, not a curated record.
AUGACUACCCAACAUGUUGAAUUGGACACGGAAUCCGGCAGACCCACGGUGCGCAUGAUGGUCCUCGAGACUGAUGAACCGCACCCAGAAACCAAGUUUCGCCGGGGCACCUUUGGCGAGAUCCUCCACCACCACUUCGCCAAAGCCGGCGACGCCCAUGACCCCCCUCUCGGCAUCGAGACCGAUACACGGUACGUUCUCACCGAGAAAGGAGGCACCAUGCCCAAGGCCCACGAGUUCGACAACUGCGAGGCCCUCUUAAUCACGGGCAGCGUGUACGACGCUCACGGCAACGACCCCUGGGACCUGGACCUCCUGGGCCUUCUGAAAGAACUCUGGCUCAAACAUCCCAAAAUGCACUUCUCCGGCGUCUGCUUCGGUCACCAACUCCUCUGCCGGCUUCUCGGGUCUGACAUCGCCUCCGCCGCAUCUACGGACUGGGAACUCGGCCACUCCAGAAUCAAUCUCAGCCCCCUCGGCCAGAAGCUCUUCCAAACGGACACACCGGAGGUCUACCUCCACCAGAUGCACCAAGACUACGUUGUUGCCCCCCCAAUGGCGGAAUCUUCAGGGGGGUUGCUCGCCCCGGGGACCAAGGUUGAGGUGUGGGGACACAGCGGCCAUACCAAGGUGCAGGGGGUGUACAUCAAGGGCAGGCUGUUCACGACACAGGCGCACCUGGCAUUUGAUGAGGGCAUGGUGAAGCGGCAGAUCCAGAUGCGUGUAGAUAGUGGGAGCAUCGAGGACCUGGAGCACGCGGAUAGGGCGGCGGAGACGGCCGAGAUGGACCACGACGGGGAUGUGGCGGCGGCUGCGAUACUGAGGUUCUUUCACGAUGAGGGCGUUGAGUAG